Molecule: messenger RNA, 1197 nt
Organism: Teleopsis dalmanni
Lineage: Eukaryota; Metazoa; Arthropoda; Insecta; Diptera; Diopsidae
Exons: 1
Coding region: 1-1197 (398 amino acids)
Biological process (GO): DNA integration
Molecular function (GO): nucleic acid binding
Source: RefSeq, a predicted model, not a curated record
AUGGGUGCAUGCCUAUUGCAAGAAGGAAAACCAAUUGGUUAUGCCACAAAAGCAUUUACAGAAUCGCAGCAAAAACAACCACAAAUAAGCAAGGAAGCAUGGGCGAUCCGUUUUGGAUGUAAAAAAUUUCAUUCCUUUGUAUAUGGAAAGGAACUUAUGAUCGAAACAGAUCAUAAACCGUUAGAAACAAUUUUCAAUAACCCGAUCCAAAGGGCUCCAAUACGCCUUCAAGGUGUAUUAUAUGACAUACUACAAUAUUCACCAAAAAUAAAAUACGUUAAAGGUACGAUGAUACCAAUAGCAGAUGUUCUAAGUCGAGACUGUGAAGCAGACGAAGACGAAGUUAAUCAUGAUGAAGAAAUUUAUCUUAUUCAUGCAAUAGGUAAUACGUUACGCGUUAGAAUCGUAAAAGCAACGGCUGCAGAUAGCGAGUUACAAGCACUUAAGAAAGCAAUCAUGAAAAAAAGGCAUGAGAAUGUGAAAAAUACGCAGAAAAUUAUCAAUAAAUACUCAUCAUUUAAGCAGGAAAUUACAUUUGAAGAUGGAUUGCUAAUGAAGGGUAACAAAAUCAUACUACCUAAUAAUAUGAAAAAUUCUAUGAUCACAGAAGCUCAUACCGGGCAUGUUGGGAUUUCAACAACGCUAAAGCGUCUGCGUCAAACUUUUUUCUGGAAUGGUUUAACAGUCGACACAAAAAAUUAUGUUGAAAAAUGUGCAAUAGGCCAGCAGACCCAACAUGCGAAUCAAAAGGAGACGUUAAUAUUAAGAGGUAUCCCAGAAUAUCCUUUUCAACUCGUUUCGACAGACAUAUUUAAAUUUAAAGGCGACGAUUGUUUGCUGAUCGCCGAUCAUUAUUCGGGUUUCACUGAUUUCAGAAAACUGAAAUCAGCAACGUCAGCUGAAGUUAUCUUACUGCUACGUCAGUGGUUUUCAGUUCAUGGUAUACCAGAGAUUCUUGAAUCAGAUGGAGGACCACAGUUUACAAGUCAUUCCUUUAAAGAAUUUAAAAUAAAGUGGAGAUUCCAACACAGAGUUUCUUCACCCCACUAUCCACAAUCAAAUGGUUUUGCAGAGCGAAAUGUACAGACGGUAAAAGGCAUACUAAAAAGAUGUUGGUCUGAUGGAAGUGAUCCAUAUUUGGCAAUGCUGUUGCGGCGCAAUACUCCUCGAAAUAACAUAUUAAAAUCGCCAAGCUAA